AUGGUUGAAGUCGGACAAUCCUUGCGGUACCACCCUAACUCGGGUGGACACCAUAUAUUCAAUCUAAACCUAGCUCUGAUUAUUGUGUCGACAUUAUUAGUCUCUCUCCGUCUAUUCACGCGCAAGACUAUAGCAAAGGCUCUAGGCUGGGAUGACUUCCUUGCAAUAAUAGCAUGGGCCUUAUGUGUCACAAUCUCGGCCCUUGAGAUGGACACGACCAACUAUGGCACCGGGGCCCAGAUUGAGGAUGUUCCCCGACCGACGCUGCUUCAAUUUUUAAAGAGGCUUUCCAUCAUGGAAUUGGUCUACUUCCUCGCUUCUGGUGCAGUACGCUUAUCCAUAUUGGCGUUUCUUCCGCGCUUGAGCAAGAACAAGGUGUAUACCUGGAGCAUUUAUGCCCUCAAUGCCAUUGUGAUCAUAACAAGUUUGUCGGGUUUCUUUUUCGUCUUGACAGAAUGCUCGCAGAUACCCGAUGUCUUCAAUUAUUCCAGCACAUGGCGGCAAUGCAGGGACAAACGAGAGGAGCGAUCGAUGAUGCUGGCCCAUGCCAUGAUUUGCAUAUUUGUUGAUUGUAUGCUGGUUGUCCUUCCGCUGUGUGUCGUAACGAAUUACGUCAAAAUGGGGGUCAAGGCUAUACAAAUUUUGCUCGUGUUUUCUCUGGGUAUUUUUGCCGUCGUCACCGGCAUCGUUCGCUUUUCCAUCAUCGUCACGACUGAUUUCAGUGUCAACACCACAUACAAGAUGCUUACAGUAGCUGCGUGGACCGACGCUGAGCUUCAUGUUGGUCUCUGGGUCGGUUGUUUCCCAGCACUGCAGCCUCUGCUUCGGCAUGUAACUUUGAUGCUCGGCAUGCGCAGCCAGUUGGAUAGCACGGGCGCCGCAAGCAAGAGAAACACGAUGACAUCCACAGCGACUUCCAAUAGGAAAAGCGUUUUGAAUAGAUGGUCACGGAGUACUGUAUAUGUACGCAGCGAGAGCGCCGGAAGCCAGCCGCUGGAAAAUGACGCCGGGCAAGUUGAGGUUGUAGGUGGCCUGUCUGAAGAUGUCGAGAUGGUGGAUCUCGAGAAGGGGGAAGGCGCUGGUCAAGUUGGCAAGCAGACAGAUAACUAG
Molecule: messenger RNA, 1110 nt
Organism: Colletotrichum godetiae
Lineage: Eukaryota; Fungi; Ascomycota; Sordariomycetes; Glomerellales; Glomerellaceae
Exons: 6
Coding region: 1-1110 (369 amino acids)
Source: RefSeq, a predicted model, not a curated record